AUCGCUCAUCUCAAUUUCUGAAGUCUGUAUGCUAGGUGCCGCCAUGGCUGUCACGGCGUCCACGUCGCCGCUACCGCGGGGCGCGCAUCACCGGCGGGUGUGGUCGCUCUUCUGCUGCAGCGACCCCGCCACGCGCUCCUUCUACGAGCUCGACGUGGACGCGGAGAGCAGCGCGCGCGGAGAUGCGGAGGCAGCAGCGGCGGGAGCGGAGCAGCCGGCGGACACGGCGCGGCAAGUGCGGAGAGACGGCGAUGACGGCGCCUUGUUAAGGGGAUUGGCAGACAUUGCAGCGAGCGAGAAAGCGCUACGCGCGGAAGUGGCAGCUAGAGAGGCGCAGCCGCCGCUGACAUCAACCAAUGCGCCGAUCGACCAUGGUGCAUCCGACGUGUCCAGCAGCGUAUCCACGUCAGCGCCGCAGUCGGCGUUCAGCGCCGCAUGCUCCCCCCUUCAAGCUCUUUCUCCCCGCCCAGAGUUGGCCGCAUCUGGCGGUGCCACGUCAUCCGCGGGAAUCAUGGACAUGUGGAAGAACCUCGAAGCGCCCGCCUCGCCCAAGCAUAAUUCCGCCGCGGCUCGUAAGUCGCGCGUCGCGCAUUCCGCCGACGCCGCAUUUCCCCCCUUCCACCGCGCGCCCGUGCGCGUGGAUGUUCCGCAUUCCCCGGCGAAUCUCCCGGACUCCGCCGUUUCGCCAACCAACUCCGAGGGGAGCGUGGCGCGUACUCCGGGCGGCACUUAUUUGUCGUUUUCCAGCGCCCCGUCGCCCCGCACCGUGCAGUGCGCGUACUCGCUACAAACAGGCGCGCUUAUCGUCACGCCCAACCCGCGUGGUUCGGCGGGCUGGGCGGCGGUUGGCGGGAACGGUGGAAGCGGCGGGGCGUGGGGGAGCGAGAGGGCGCUCAGUCCGCCGGAGGAAGCGGGCGGAGCGGGGGGAGUCGUGGGGUGGGAGCAGGAGGUGCGGCGCUGGGAGGAGGAGGAGGAGCGGGAGCGGUUAGAGGGGGAGGUGCGCGGGAUGGUGGCGCACCUCAUGGGGCAGCUGCGCGCGGUAAGGGGGGCGGCACACCAAAUGGCGGAAGCGUUAUCCGCGGAUGUGGCGGAGGGAAGCGGGGAGAGUGAAAUUGGGACCGGAACGGGAUGCAGUGGGGGCGCGGCGGAAAUGGCGGCGGUGUCGGCGGCAGCGCGAGCGGUGCGGCUGCUGGUGAAGAGCAGCGACGCGAAUCGCAGCAUCAUGGCCGCCGUGCCGGGCGCCAUUGGCGCGCUCGUGGGGGUGGCGGACGCGCUGCUGCUGGCGGAGAGCGGGGGAACGCGCGGAGCAGAGGGGGCGGCCGAGGCGGAGAGCAGCGAGUGCGGGGAGCGGAGCGGCGGGGAAAGGGUAGAAGGUGAGGCAGAUCGCGGACAGGACGGGGGGUGGAAGGAAGGCGGGGGAAGCGAGGCGAUGGCGCAGAGGAGGAAGGAGGGGGAGGCGGAGAAGGCAGCAGAGGCGGCGCGGGAGGCGGUGGGGCACGCGGUGACGGCGCUGCUGAACCUGUCGCUGUCGCCCGGCACACACGCCGCCAUGGCGGGCGAGGGCGCCGUGGAUGCACUCUCACGCAUCGUGGCGUGUGCAGAGGGGAGAGGGGGGUCUACUGGAGAGGGGAGACGGGGGACUACUGGAGAGGGGAGAGGGGGGACUACUGGAGAGGGGGGCGCAUGCAGUGGUGCUGGUGAUGAGCUGCCGAGAGCACCUGGACGUCCUUCGUUAGUGUCACAGGAGGCACGGGAGAAUGCAGCAGCAGCACUGUUCAUGCUGACGUCAUCACCCCUACCUCCCUCCCUCUCCUCUGUGCAUUCCACCUCUCUCUCCUCCUCCACCUCAUCUCUUGCCGGCGCCCUCUCCUCCUCCUCCCCCCCCGCCUCCUCUUUCCCACCUCAGCACAAGCCAGCCCUCACCUCCAAUCAUGCAUCAAACCCUAACCCUACCCACACUGAUCCGCCCAGCACCGCUCUGAACCCCUCUGCAUCCGACCUGGCCUCCAUCCGCCGCCGUGUUGCUGCUUCCCCGGGCGUCAUUGCUGGCCUCGUGCGCAUGCUGCCGGCCUCGCCCGCCCGCUCCCUGCGCGGCCGCAAAGACGCCGCCCUCACGCUCUUCAACCUCGCCCUCUGCGCCGACCACAGGCCGGCAGUCAUUGCGGCCGGCGCCGUUUGUCCGCUAGUGCGGAUGCUAGAGGAGGAAGAGCCGGGGAUGCGGCUAGGGCUAGAAGAGAAGGCAGUAGCAGUGCUGGCGCGCCUGGCGCAGGCCACGGAGGGCAGCAGGCAGAUCCGCGCCUGUGGUGGUAUACCACCGCUGGUGGAGCUUCUAGACGCCAGCUGUGCGGCGCUGGGGGCGUCCCCCUCCAUGGCUUCUCUGGCAGAGCUGAGCGUGCAGACAGGGGAGGGGGCAGGGGGGGGAGGGGGAGGGAGUGGUGGGAGUGGGGCGGGGGAGCAGCAGCGGUGGCGGCGUGUGCAGAAGGACGUGGGCGCGGUGCUGCUGCGCGCGGUGGAGGACGAGGGUGCAAGAAGGGAGAUGCUGGAGGAGGGCGCCCUGCCCGUGCUGAGGAAGAUGCGCCACCGGGGGUCGACAAGAGCAAGACUCACGGCCAACCAGUUGCUGGAUGCGCUUCAAAACAAGACUGCACAGAAGAGCGAGGGUGAAGCUUGAACGUCAAUUCAUAUAUCGAACAAGGGGGAACCGGUAAUAGCUAUCUAGAUUAUCUGGUCAUUCUCAGUGUACAUUAGUAUUAAUCGAGUAGGUCUUGUACCGUAUUAUAUAUUUUUUAUGUAACUGAUCUGGA
Messenger RNA from Closterium sp. NIES-67, 2804 nucleotides. Lineage: Eukaryota; Viridiplantae; Streptophyta; Zygnematophyceae; Desmidiales; Closteriaceae. The record is from the annotation of a GenBank genome assembly.